AUGCAGAAAGCGUUGCCUCCACGGACUCCACAGAUUCGCUGGAGGCGUAUGGGUGGUAUGGGUGGGAGGCGUCAGGAGCUCGAGACACCGUCUCACUUGGUGAUGACCCAGGACGGAUCCGUGGAGCUCCGGCCUGACAGCUCAGCGUCAAAAGAUGUGUACAGAAAGCUUGCAUGCAUCAGCAUUCCGGAGACGGGAUUUUGGAGGGGUCUUGAGCUCCUGCUCAUGGAAGAACUAUGGGGUCCCACAGGGCUGCAUUAUUUGCACCCACUUUGGAGCCAGACCACGGACAUGGUAAUUCACUGUGUGCCUGCCCGAUGCACGAGCGCAGAGCUGGAGGGGUUCAUCCGUGCCAGUGCACCCAGCAUGCCUCUCGAGACCAAAAUCACGCUGCCCUCGAACCGAGAUGGCACCAACCGACGCUACGCAUUCGUAGCCCAUCAUGCAAACUUACGUACCACGGUCGCAGCUUUGUGGCAGCAGCAUGUGCCGUCUCGGCCAGGGUCUGGGCCACUGAAGUUGUUUCCAGCUUGCUUGCAAGAGUUCUAUCGCAGGUUGGGCGGUGGGCCAGGGGACGCGCCGUUGUGGCUCACCGGCAGCACCAGAUACUGA
Molecule: messenger RNA, 612 nt
Organism: Symbiodinium natans
Lineage: Eukaryota; Dinophyceae; Suessiales; Symbiodiniaceae
Source: the annotation of a GenBank genome assembly